UUAAUAUCUAAGGGUCAAAUUAUUUUAGAAAAACAAAAACUUGUGUUUAAGUUUGGCUGGGGGUCAGGCAACUGCGAGGUCUGGGGUGGGGGUCCUGGCCUUUGCUUCAUCAAAGGGACCAGAAAUGUUACCAGGCAGGGUAGAGAGCUGAGGACGUGAUCUGAAACCUCAUUGGUUGACAAAGGCAGUGGGCGGGGUGUUCUGGCUUGGGUAUUUAAUGCUUUGUUCCAUUGUUAUCGUGUGUUUUCCAGCUGGUCUGGCUCUGGAGGUGGGGGCACUCGCUGUUUGAGGAUACCACUGCACUUCUUUUUUAUUCUUUAUUUUUUUUAUUUUAUUUUACAAUCCUUUUCUGUUGGUUUGUAGAAUAUGUCUUUUUCUUGCAAUCAGUCCCUGGACGGCAGCUUUCCUCCCUCCCCAGCAGAGGACAGGGGUUCAAAGCGGCUGUCCUGGGGCAGCCUGCUGCAUAGGCUGACUGAGCUGAAGGGGAUCAAUCAGAGGGUCACAGCAGAUCGGUGCUGCAGGAGUGAAACUGGAUCUGUGGCAGACAUGUCCCUGUCAGAGUCAGAUUUAUUCUGUGAUCCCCUGGAGGAAACCUUAGCUGCAGAACUUGUAGCAACCAUCACACAAAGUCUCAACAACGCGUCCCACAUCCUGGGCUGCUCCAAACUCAUUUUACCAGACUGUCUGCUGCACAGUAUCAGCCAGGAGUUGCUCCACCUGGCUGUGUGUGAGCCCUGCGGCCUCAGGGGCGCACUCAUCGACUUGUGUGUAGACAGGGGAGAACAGGGCUCUCUCUGUACUGUGGACCAAAUAGCAGUGGAUGCCACCUUGGUCCCAACCUUCCAUGUGACCCUGGUGUUGAGGUUUGAGUUAAAUGGAUUGUGGCCAAAGGUUCAGAAGCUCUUCAAGUCUCCACAGACGUCUGCAGCAUCUCCGGGGCACCGACACGCUCAGAGGCUGAGCACGAGCUUCAGGGCUAUUAAAAGGAAACUGUACUGUUCAGGGGAGCUGCUGAUUGAGGAGUGCUGCUGACCAAGCACUCCUCUCCCCUCAUAAUCUGAAUAAAAUUCAUGUGCACUGUGAGAAGAAGUAACACGUCAAAUGGCAAUAACAAGGUUUCGCUGGAACCAGUCUCAUGGCAGCUACUCACCUUGUAACAGGUGACUCAACAAUGAAGACCCAUGUUUGAACAUGGAUCAGUUUGUUUCCUAUGAAUGUAAAGUCAAACCCUUACGGGAAUGGCUUAUGUAUUUGAUAGUCAAACAUUAUCAUCUGAAACUUGUGUCUUGUAUUUUGAACUACUUGAAUAACAUAAAAAUAAAUUAUUUUCUAUUAUAUUUCA
Molecule: messenger RNA, 1342 nt
Organism: Seriola aureovittata
Lineage: Eukaryota; Metazoa; Chordata; Actinopteri; Carangiformes; Carangidae
Product: DNA damage-inducible transcript 4 protein-like
Exons: 2
Coding region: 367-1032 (221 amino acids)
Biological process (GO): response to hypoxia; apoptotic process; negative regulation of TOR signaling
Cellular component (GO): cytoplasm
Molecular function (GO): 14-3-3 protein binding
Source: RefSeq, a predicted model, not a curated record